This is a messenger RNA of Monodelphis domestica (gray short-tailed opossum), 13261 nucleotides long. Lineage: Eukaryota; Metazoa; Chordata; Mammalia; Didelphimorphia; Didelphidae. The record is from RefSeq and is a predicted model, not a curated record.
GUUUGUGGGCUGUGGGAGAGACAGAGAAUUACCAGUUUGUUUGAAUUGCAGAAUUGAGAAGAAAAGUGAUGUCCAUUGAGGCUAUAGAGAAGCUUGAUUAUCUCCCAAUGAUUCCGUUUGGAAUCUUCACCUUGAUUUUGCAGAUCAGGUCCCCAGCUUUGUUUGCCAGCCUCAAGUUCUCUCUUUCUGGCUUGCCUGUGUCAUCCCUCCACACCCCUACCCCCCUCCAGCUCCUAACUCCCAUGAUACUAACCAGGGCUGUUUUAUGCCAAGAUUCUGGACAGUUUGAGAUGGCUUGCUGUUAGGUGGAUUGAUCAACAAUUCAGCCAUGGAAUCUUCAGUCAAGAAAGCUAAAAAUCUUUAGGAAGUUAGUAGGGGGUCUCUUGAGACUGAUAAUUAACCUCCUUACUGACUCCUUUGAAUUGUUUUUCUGGCAGCUUGGACCUGCUUUUACUUUCCUGGACUACAUACUGCCAUUUGGACUUUUUUUUACUUGGGGACUGAUGGACAUUUUUAAUGGAAUGAAUUGUUUAUGUAAGCCCUCAGUUUCUGAAUAAUGGAUUUCACUAGACAGGGAACUAGCACCCUGACAGGGUGGAGUUGGGGCUAGGGAGUUGAAUGGAUAGAGUCCUGGACUUAAAAGUCAGAAAAAGUAUGUUACAAAUCUUGUUUCAGACACUUAGGUAUGUGAGCCUUAGUAGAACACUUAAAUCUUUUAGCCUCAGUUUCCUCAUCUGUAAAAUGGGGAUAAUAAAGCACCUAUCUAUCUUUCAGGGUUGUUUUGAGGACCAAAUGAGAUAACAUAAAAAGUGCUUUGCCCAAAAUUUUUGAAACUCUAGAAAUGUUAGUUCUUUUAAUAAUAAAAAUAAUUUUUGUUGUUAAUUGACUUAAAAUUAUUCAUUAAGGAUUUCCUAAGUACCUGCUAUGCACUAGACAUUUUGCUAAGCAUUAGGAUACUCUGCUGAGGUCUGGAUACAUUGAAUGCCUUCCAGAAAUGACCAUAGGUUUUAUGCUUAGUAUUUAUUUGACUAACCUGUUUUUGCCCUCUCUUAAAGCAGAAAAAAAUAAAAAAAGUAAUCUCAAUUUUUUGAGUAUUGUUCAGUUGCAAUUUAAUUUUCUCUUACUUUUUUCUUUUUAAAUUAUUUGUUAUAAAAGAUGACUUUCUGGGAGAGAAGAGUUCUAGGGAGAAAUCUAGAUGAUAUAAAAACAAAAGAUACCCACUAAAAUUUAUUUUAAAAAAUAUUUCAUCAGGUAAAACCCUUUCCUUUUACCCUAGCAGGCAAAGUGUUCUAGUUGUUGUCUUAUGAUAUACUCUGGUAGCAGCAAUGUAAAAGGCAUCAUUUUGAAAAAUUUCCCCAACUUUGGAGACUUAAAGAAUAUGAAGAGAACCAUUUGUCUCUGAUUUUUUCAUCCAGAGUACUUUUGUGUCUUGAAUGAUUCCUUAACAAAUGAGUAUAAACUUACAAUAACCAAGCAACUUAACCCCACUCCUCCAAACAUUUUAAUAAAAAGUAUAGACCAUACAGUUAAGAGAAUAUUACUGUUUAGUUUUUAAUCCUUCCAUAAAAUAGUUUGGCCAACACACUUCACUUUAACUCAGGAUCAUAUCCAAAAGGUCUAAAUGUGAAUAUGAAUAAAAAAAGGGGGUUAAUAUUAUAUUUGUUUCCUUCCCCGCUUCCUCCCAUUAUUAUCUAUGACUCUUUAGGGGCUAGUAGUGGUACAGUGGAUAGAAUGCUAAGCCUAGAGUCAGUACGACUCAUCUUCCUGAUUUUAAAUCUGACUUCAGACGUUUCCUAGCUUUAUAACCCUGGGCAAGUUAUUUAACCUUGUUUGCCUCAGUUUCUUCAUCUGUAAAAUGACCCAGAGAAGGAUUUGGCAUACCACUCCAGUACUUUGUCAAGAAAACACUAAAUGGAAUCCCAUAAAAUAUACAGGACUGAAAUGACCAAACAACCACAAAACAAUAAAAUGAAUAUUUAACUACAGUGUUUGAAUGUGGCUUAGCACAAAAGUUAAGACAGUACCUGACUCAAGUAGCUUACCCUCUUUAAGAGAAAAGCCCACAUGUAGAGAAUUAAUGGCCAGGGAGGGGCAUUUUAUUUGCCUCUCUUGACACCCUGUUAAGAUUAAAAUUUAGGGGGAGACUGAGGCAGGUAGAAAUUAGUUUCUCUCUGCAAGGAGUAUUAUUUUUAUGAGGUUUAUUAAAGGUCAAGGGUUAAAGAAAAUUCAAGUAAGAGAAGCACGUGCUAGGUGGCCAUAAGGCCCACCCAAAUUUCACUCACAUCAUGAGACACAUCUGUUUGCCAGUGGAGCCAGGAAGAGAAGAGCCCCUGCCGUGGGCGGAGACCCUUUAAAUAAUGAUUUUGCUCUCGGCCCAGGUGAGAAUUCAGUGAGAUUACAGAGCAUUCUGGGGAAGUGGAGCAAGGACUUCUGGGGAUUGAAGUCCUGGAUUCAUGUCUAUUUUUACAACCCCAAGUAUAGUGUUGAUUUGAUUAUGGUUUCAGAAUUGAAUGGAGGAGGGUACAGAGGUAAUGUGAAGUUUUUGGAGAGGUAGUAGAGAGGAGGGCCCUGGGCAGAAGUUCCUCCAGGAUAUUGUUUCUGGUGGCUUUAGCUUGGAGGGGAGUCAUUUGUGGAGGAAGUGACCAGAGAGGAAGGAAAGGUGAGAUUUGGAGACUGAGGUGAGAUUUUUGGUACAUAUAACUAUAAAGAAAUAUAGAUCUCUAUCCCACAUAGAUUACUCCCAACUUGGAUGUGUUUGAUCAUUAUUAGUGGAAGAAGCACAGUAGACUUAAUUCAGUGACAAAUUGAAACAAGAAUCCAAGUAUAUGUUCAAGUAUAUAGGAGAACUUUGUGAAUUUUAAAACUAUUCCACUCUACUCAGACCAUACUUUAUUAAGAUUUGAUUUAGCUAUUUCCUGAUUUGUUACAAUAGAGAUACUUGGUCUAACAGAAUCAGGUCUUGGGAACUCUACAUUGCUCCACCCUACUUAAUUUAACAAGGUCAGGUCAGGAAUAUCUGCACCCAUACUCAAGGUUUAAGUAUCUAAGAAGAUGGCCUUCAACAGACAUGUGGAGAAAUAGCUGACAGACCCUUGGGCUGUCCUAAGUCAAGCUAAGCUAACAUUGGUACAGAUGAGAUGCAGGAAAGUGACGUAAAACUGGCUAUAUAGGGCACGUCACUUCCUCUCUUUGCUCUUUCCCCGGAGAGGCGUCUCUGGCUGACAGUGUGCCAAGCAUUCCGACAUCUUGGCGUGGUGGCAGCUAUUUGUCUGGGUUUUGGUGGUGAGUUUGCCCUUGAACUAAUGUUCAGGUACAGGCAUCUUGGCUGAGCCCUCUUGGAGUUCAGGCUGAUUACUUCCUCCUUUACUCUCCAAAACCUUACCUUCCUAGAGUCUCUAAUCUUCCCCCUGGCACAAGCCAGGCAGGAGAAAUACUACACCCUUUCCUUCUCCCUUCUUCUUAAUUUCUUUCCACUAUGUUAAUUAAAUUACCAUAAAUUUCCAGCUGACUUGGGUAUUUUUUCAUUUAGGAUAUCCAUAGUGACCAAUAAUUAAUAUAGUUUAGGUCACAAUGCUAAAAUUAUCCUUUACAACUUCAUAGAUUUUGUGAAGCAAAUUUUAGGGAUUCAUAGAUCAGAUGAGUUGGCUUUAAGGUGAUCUUUAAGGAUAUUAGCUAUAAAACUGCUCUUUUGAUACACUUUAUUUAAAAAAUAUCUUUUUUGUCUGCAUCACAAUUAUUUCAACCCACUCCUACAAAUUGAACUUUCUCUUGUGAUGAAGAAAUACAUUUUAAUAAAAUUGACAUCUGAAAGUUGGACAUAUAUUUUUGUUGUUGAUCUUUAUGAGAUCAUGACUCUCGUAUAGAAUCAUAGAAUUCUGUCCCAUUGCAACUCAAGUAAAAUAGAAGGUUCUUUAAAGACUUAAAACAUUCCACCAUUAAGGUGACAGAAUUCUGCCAAGUGGACAGUGUAUGAAUAUGGGGAAGAUGAUUAAGUGAUCAGCCAGUAUUACUAACCUGUCAUUGGAUCGUUCUGGUUCUCCAAUGGUUCCCUCCUACGAGACAUCUGUCAGUCCUCAGGCUAAUCGAACGUAUGUGAAAACAGAGACCAGUGAGGAUGAACGCAAAAUUCUUCUGGAUUCUGUUCAGUUAAAGGACUUGUGGAAGAAAAUCUGCCAUCAUAGUACUGGAAUGGAGUUCCAGGAUCACCGCUAUUGGCUGAGGACUCACCCCAACUGCAUUGUAGGAAAGGAAUUGGUCAAUUGGUUGAUCAGAAAUGGACAUGUAACCACAAGAGCUCAAGCCAUAGCAAUUGGACAAGCAAUGGUUGAUGGACGUUGGUUAGACUGUGUCAGUCACCAUGAUCAGAUCUUCAGGGAUGAAUAUGCCUUAUAUAAACCAUUACAGAGCACAGAAUUUUCUGAAACACCUUCUCCAGACAGUGACUCAGUGAACUCUGUAGAGGGACAUUCUGAACCAUCUUGGUUUAAAGAUAUUAAGUUUGAUGACAGUGACACGGAACAAAUUGCUGAAGAAGGAGAAGAGAACUUAGCAAAUUCUGCCAGUCCUAGCAAGCGUACAUCAGUCAGCAGCUUCCAGUCCACAAUGGACAGUGACUCAGCCGCUUCUAUCAGCCUGAACGUGGAGCUGGACAACGUGAACUUCCAUAUCAAGAAGCCCUCCAAGUACCCACAUGUGCCCCCUCACCCUGCUGACCAAAAAGAGUAUUUGAUUCCUGAUAAUGGAGGACAGCAAAUCUCAAUAAGUGACGCCUUCAUUAAAGAAUCCCUAUUUAACCGAAGGGUUGAAGAGAAAUCCAAGGAGCUGCUUUUCACACCUUUGGGUUGGCAUCAUAGCAACCUGGAUCUCUUGAGGGAAGAAAAUGGGGAGAAACAAGCCAUGGAGAGAUUACUUUCAGCUAAUCAUAACCACAUGAUGGCAUUACUCCAACAACUACUCUAUAAUGACUCAUUAUCACCAUCCUGGAGAGAUAUCAUUGUGCCAGUGAUCUGUCAGGUGGUUCAGACUGUCCGACCUGAUGUAAAAAAUAGAGAUGAUGACAUGGAUAUCCGUCAGUUUGUUCACAUCAAAAAAAUUCCAGGUGGAAAGAAGUUUGAUUCUAUGGUUGUCAAUGGCUUUGUGUGUACCAAGAAUAUUGCACAUAAAAAGAUGAAUUCUUGUAUUAAAAAUCCCAAGAUCCUUUUAUUGAAGUGUUCCAUUGAGUAUCUUUACAGAGAAGAAACCAAAUUUACAUGCAUUGAUCCAAUUGUUCUACAGGAAAGAGAAUUCUUGAAGAAUUAUGUACAGCGGAUAGUUGAUGUUCGACCUACUUUGGUUCUGGUUGAAAAAACGGUGUCUCGAAUUGCCCAGGAUAUGUUGCUGGAACAUGGUAUUACUUUAGUUAUUAAUGUAAAACCGCAAGUUUUAGAUCGAAUAAGUCGAAUGACCCAAGGUGACUUAGUGAUGUCAAUGGAUCAGUUGCUUACCAAGCCGCACUUAGGAACCUGUCACAAAUUUUACAUGCAAAUAUUUCAGCUACCUAAUGAUCAAACAAAAACGCUAAUGUUCUUUGAAGGCUGUCCACAGCAUUUGGGCUGUACCAUCAAACUGAGAGGAGGCUCUGAUUAUGAGCUAGCUCGAGUGAAGGAAAUCCUUGUAUUCAUGAUUUGUGUGGCUUACCAUUCUCAACUGGAAAUCUCUUUUCUUAUGGAUGAAUUUGCUAUGCCACCAACAUUAACAAAAAAUAGUUCCUUUCAAUCUUUGAUUGAAGAGCAGGGAAAUGAUGGUAGUCAGCAAGAUCAGUUCAGUGGAAGCCCCCUUCCUAGGGAGGCUGACUUUCUUCCUGACAAAUUGCCUAUAAUAUCUGAGUCUUUAUCUUCUGAUGAUACUAACCAGUUGGAAUCAAGGACUCUGUUUGAGAAAACUUAUCAGGAGCAGGAUAGUGCCUCUUUGAAACAUCAGGAGCAUUUCAUAAUGCCUGGACCAUCAGUUAUACCCACUUUCUUUCCCUCGGUACCAGAGUCAUUGUUGCCUAUCCACAUUGAAGACCAAGAUGAUGCUUUUGGUAAUGAGUCAGAGGUUUUGCCACAAAGAGAUAAGGUCCAGGAGCCCAAAAUUCAGAUGAGAGUAUUCAGAGAUCCUCUCCAGGAUGACACAGGAUUUUAUGUAGCUGAAGAAGUGACAUCUUCUGAAGAUAGGCUCAAGACUUAUUCUUUAGCCUUUAAACAAGAACUCAAAGAUGUUAUCCUUUGUAUCUCUCCAGUAAUCAUUUUCCGAGAACCCUUCCUUCUAACUGAAAAAGGCAUGAAGUGCCCUACACGAGACUAUUUUCCAGAGCAAGUUUAUUUGUCUCCUCUACUCAAUAAGGAGUUAAAAGAACUAGAGAGCAGAAGGAAGAAACAACUUCUAAGAGAUCUUUCUGGACUUCAAGGCAUGAAUGGAAGUGUUCAGGCAAAGUCUAUCCAAGUAUUACCUUCCCAUGAGCUAGUGAGCACCAGAAUUACAGAACAUUUGGGUGAGAGUCAGACCUUGGGGAGAAUGCUGGCAGAUUACCGGGCCAGAGGAGGACGGAUACAGCAGAAAAAUGCAGACCCUUUUGUUCAGUCAAAAGAAACAUCAGAUAGUUCUGGUGGAAGAUCUGGAAGCAAAACUGAUGGAGAUGAGGAUAGAGUCCUGAGUCACAGUGAUGCUGUGUGGUCCACAAAGGUGGACUGUCUGAGUGCUGUCAACCAUCAAAGGCUUUGUGUGCUUUUUAGUAGCUCUUCUGCCCAAUCCAGCAAUGCUCCCAGUGCAUGUGUUAGUCCUUGGAUUGUAACCAUGGAAUUUUAUGGGAAGAAUGACCUCACGUUGGGAAUAUUUUUGGAGAGGUAUUGUUUCAGGCCUUCUUACCAUUGUCCCAGCAUGUUUUGUGAUACUCCCAUGGUACAUCAUAUUCGUCGAUUUGUGCAUGGGCAAGGCUGUGUCCAGAUCAUACUGAAAGAAUUGGAUUCUCCAGUACCUGGUUACCAACAUACAAUUCUUACUUAUUCCUGGUGUAGAAUCUGCAAACAGGUAACACCAGUUGUUGCACUUUCCAAUGAUUCCUGGUCAAUGUCAUUUGCAAAAUACCUUGAACUUAGAUUUUAUGGACAUCAGUAUACUCGGAGAGCCAAUGUUGAACCAUGUGGUCAUUCUAUCCACCAUGAUUAUCAUCAGUAUUUUUCCUAUAACCAAAUGGUGGCUUCCUUCAGUUAUUCUCCCAUUCGGCUUCUUGAAGUAUGUGUUCCAUUUCCCAAAAUAUAUAUCAAACGGCAGGCCCCAUUAAAACUGUCCAUUCUUCAGGAUCUUAAGGACUUCUUUCAAAAAGUGUCACAGGUAUAUCUUGCUGUUGAUGAACGGCUUGCCUCUUUGAAAACUGAUACAUUUAGCAAAACGAGAGAGGAAAAGAUGGAGGACAUCUUUGCACAAAAAGAGAUGGAGGAAGGUGAGUUCAAGAAUUGGAUUGAGAAGAUGCAAGCAAGACUGAUGACCUCCUCAAUAGAAACCCCUCAACAACUGCAGUCAGUCUUUGAGUCUCUAAUUGCCAAGAAACAAAGUCUCUGUGAAAUGCUACAAGCCUGGAAUAACAGAUUGCAGGAUCUUUUUCAACAGGAAAAAGGGAGGAAGCGCCCCUCGGUUCCCCCAAGCCCUGGAAGAAUGAGACAAGGAGAAGAUAAUAAGAUAAGUGCAAUGGAUGCAUCUCCACGCAAUAUUUCUCCUGGUCUUCAGAAUGGAGAAAAAGAAGAUCGAUUCUUAACAACCUUAUCAAGUCAGAGUUCCACAAAUUCCACACAUCUCCAGCUGCCUACUCCUCCUGAAGUCCUGUCUGAGCAGCUGAUGGGAGGGGCUUCUGAAGCAGAUACCACUAGUAGCUCAGAAGAUGUAUUUGAUGGACAUUUGUUGGGAUCUUCAGAUAGCCAAGUGAAGGAAAAAUCAACAAUGAAGGCUAUAUUUGCAAAUUUGCUUCCAGGAAAUAGCUAUAAUCCUAUCCCUUUUCCUUUUGAUCCAGAUAAACACUAUUUAAUGUAUGAACAUGAACGUGUACCCAUUGCAGUCUGUGAGAAGGAACCCAGCUCCAUUAUUGCUUUUGCUCUCAGUUGUAAGGAGUACAAAAAUGCCUUAGAUGAAUUAUCUAAAGUGUCUCUACGGAAUACCACUGAGGAAGUGCUGCAAGCAAGCAGUAAUUUGGACAGCAGACCCAAGACUAGCAGCCCAGUCAGAUUACCUGAUGCUGGGGGACCAGCAAGUCGACCAGUGGAAGCUGAACCUCAGCCACCCAAAAAGGCUUCGGGAGUGUUGUCUUUCUUCCGAGGUGCUGGAGGGAAGAGUCCUGACUUGUCUUCCCAAAAGAAGGAGACUUUACGUGGUGCAGAUAGUGCUUACUACCAGGUUGGACAGAUGGGCAAAGAAGGGGUAGAGAACCAGGGAAUCGAAACUCAAGAUGAAAUAGAUGGAGGAGAGACCCCAAAAAAACCACUUGCAAAUCCUCAUGUGGAGCUUCAAUUUUCUGAUGCUAAUGCCAAGUUCUACUGCCGACUCUAUUAUGCUGGAGAGUUUCAUAAGAUGCGUGAAGUAAUCUUGGGGAGCACUGAAGAAGAUUUUAUCCGUUCCCUUUCUCACUCUUUGCCCUGGCAAGCCAGGGGUGGAAAAUCAGGGGCUGCAUUUUAUGUGACUGAAGAUGACAGAUUCAUUCUGAAGCAGAUGCCUCGCCUGGAGGUCCAGUCUUUCCUUGACUUUGCACCGCAUUACUUCACUUAUAUUACCAAUGCUGUUCAGCAAAAGAGACCCACAGCAUUGGCCAAAAUUCUUGGGGUUUACCGAAUUGGUUAUAAGAACUCCCAGAAUAAUACUGAGAAGAAGCUGGAUCUCUUGGUCAUGGAGAAUCUUUUCUAUGGGAGAAAGAUGGCUCAGGUUUUUGAUCUGAAGGGCUCUCUUAGGAACCGAAAUGUGAAAACAGACACGGGGAAAGAGAGCUGUGAUGUUGUUCUACUGGAUGAAAAUCUAUUAAAGAUGGUUCGCGAUAACCCUCUGUAUAUCCGUUCUCAUUGCAAAGCUGUGCUGAGAGCCUCUAUCCAUAGUGACUCCCAUUUUCUAUCAAGCCAUCUCAUUAUAGAUUAUUCUUUACUGGUAGGACGAGAUGAUACCAGCAAUGAACUAGUAGUUGGAAUUAUUGAUUACAUUAGAACAUUUACGUGGGACAAAAAGCUUGAAAUGGUAGUGAAAUCAACUGGAAUUUUAGGAGGCCAAGGUAAAAUGCCAACAGUAGUCUCUCCAGAAUUGUAUAGGACUAGAUUUUGUGAAGCAAUGGACAAGUAUUUCCUAAUGGUACCAGACCACUGGACAGGACUGGGUCUCAAUUGCUGAGAUGAUGCCCAUGCUUUUUAAAGUGAGCUAGAGAGAAGUAGGAACAGAAGAAGAGGACCAAAAAUAUGCUCCGUGCUUUUCUUGACCUUCACAUUCACCUCUAUAUGCAAAGGCAUCUUCUUUCAAUUCUUAUAGAGGCCAGAUGUACCUGACUUAAAAAUCUGCAUCUUAAUUUGCACUUUUUUUGUGAUGUGAGUAAGUUAGCUGUACAGUGUCUGGAAACAUUGGAAGAUAAAACCUUUCCUCCUCAUUUGAAUUGAAAGGAACAGAUGUAUUUCUAAGGGCUGAUGGUGAAAUAUAUAGUUAGAGGCCAGUAAAUAAAGAGGGUGGGGAUAAUGAAACACAAUUGUUAACCAUAAGAGCUGAAUGGUGACCAACAUAUUGUAUUGUCCUCAUCUUUUGAAAACAUUUUUGGUGAGUUCUUGUUUUGCAUUUUUGAUAUACAAUCUAACAAAAACUAUCUUCAGAAUUUCAAAAUAUGUGUAUAUUUGCCUAGGGUUGUGUGGGGGUUCAUCUUUGUUUUAUGAAGUAUUUCAUUAAUGGCCAGUCAAAUAGGUCAGUAUGAUUUAUUACUGUAACACAAAGAUUUGACGGAAAGUGGUUUCCAGCCUUCCUGAAAGAACUAUAUCCCUUGUAUAUCCCUAUCACUUUCCCCUACUUAAGUAUUUAUGGUGGAUAUAGAUUCAGUCCACAGGCUUCUAUAAGUGCUGCCUUUAUGGCUAUUUUAGCUGACUGAUUACUGCAACAAUCACCAUACAUCGUUUUGCAGCACCAACUUUUUUUCCUUGUAUAACAAUUUCAUGCAAUGUAAUGUUUUAACUGUACCUCGUUUUCAUGCCCUCAUCACUUAAUCUUUCCUUCCCACGAAACAUGUUCACAAAAAGACAAUCAGGUGUAGCAAAGCUAUGGAAGUCUGUGAUCACUUAUUAAAUCUUACCUUAUCCCCUAAAAGCCACCUGAUUUCUCAAGGGAAGAAGAUAGUCCAGUGUUUGUUUUAUGAAGGUCAGUCAACUCAGUAAACUAUUUCUUUCCCUGUAAAAGCAGCCCAAGUUGUAUCUAUGAGGUUUUCAGAAUUUCUAGUGGCCUGAAGUGAAUCUGCGUCCUUUAAACCAAUUUUCUACCUUCUUCCUGUGUAGGCCAGUUCCUAGUACUCUGAGAUAUUGGAUAAAGUGUUACUUUUCCAGGCUAUAUAAUUCUGUUUCAUGAUCCCGUUUUGGUAAUUAUUUAAUAGUUAAUGAACUUAAAGAAUAUGAGGAAGGAACAAUAGAUUUUUUUUUUUUAGGAAGUAUUUUGAGGGUCUUAAUGAUACUUUAAAAAAUCCCUCGAAACCAGAUUUUCCUCCCUACAUUAUGAAUGGUUGAGCCAUAAUUAUUUCAGGUAGUACAUUCCUCAGUAUUUAUUCAGUAUACAUUCUUCAUGUAGUGAAGGAAAAUCUGGAUAUUUUCAAGUUACAUAUAGUUCAGAUAUCCAGGCACUUGAAGUAAUGAUUCUUUUGAAAGUUUAGCACUAACUUGUUUAAUAAUAAACUGAUUAAAAACUUGUUUGCAACAAUAAAUAGGCUCCCCAAGGAUUUACAAAUUGUUAUAAGCACUUUUUUGUUUUUACUUAAAAAAUACUUGUGGGCCCUUUUGUAUGUGUAAAAAAGGUUAGUUGUUUAAGUGGUUUAAGUUUUGAUAUAUUACCCAAAAUGAAGGAUUUUGUUCAGAGGUGAGAAGUGUGGGCAUUGUCUUAUUCUCUUACUAAACAUAUAAUAAAACAAACAGUAAAACUGCUUUGGUUCCUAUACAGCAGGUGACAGAAUCCAUGAAGAUCACAAUAUAUCUUUACUUUUGUCAUUUUAUACAUUGUGAUUCCAUUAGAAAUAGUGCUCUUUAUUUUUACUGUGGAUAUAUAUUUAGUGAGUUCAGGUCAAGAUUCCCACAGGAAGUAGUAAAUUGGACCAGUUUCUUGAAUCUUAAAUAUUGUUUGAAAUUGAAUUGCUAUUUCAAUGCCUUAGUAAACUUGAAAGGUUAGAUAGCCAUAGUCUAGAACGUAGAGAAAAGGAUUUGGAGGCUGUUGAGUAGAAGAUGGCUUUUAUGGUUUUCUGUCUAGUCAUUUUCCUCUGCAGUAAGACUCACUUUCUAUGAACAAUUUUCUAAAUCAAGACAUUCAGAUAUCCAUUAUUUAUUUGGAAUGUUGCUGUACAUUGGAACUUCAAUUCAGUUCAACAAACAUUUAAACCUGUUAAUGUACUCAGGAAAGGCAGGUUUUAAAUACAGUUAUACCUUUGACUUACUACUUAUUUUUCCUGUCAUGAUAUUGAUGGUUAUAUGUUCUGUCUACUUUCCUCUGCCUUUGAUACGGAAGCAUUUGCUAGAAUGCUUUAACUUGGUUUAUUAUUUUUUAUUGUUUAUUUGUUUUCCUUUAAAAUAAAAAAAAUGUCCUUUUCUUAAUACCAUAUGUGGUAGUUCUAACACUGUGCAGAUAUGGUUAAUACAUAAUGCCUUUUCCUUUUUUGUGUGUUAAUGGAAAAAUCCCUGAAUGCUAUUUUUAAAGCACCACUGUCUGGUAGAACUUGGUAGAAGCUUAUACAACCUUUGUUUUGUUUUUCAAGAUAAAUCUUGAAAUAACAGAAACAGUUGCCUUCCAGGAUUCACCUUUACCUUUAAAACCAAUUUCACAACUGAGAGUAAAAAUGUAAGAUUACUUUAAUCAAGUCACAGAACAAAUUUGCCUCAGAAUUAAAUUUUAAGCCUUUUACUUUAAAUACUAGACCUCAGGUUUUGUUUUGUUUUUGGCCACUUGUAACAGAUUUUUCAAACAUGAUAACUGGAAAGUGAGCAUCUAAAAUAGCCAACCCCUUUUCUCUCUUUCCUUGUCAUUGACUUGAAAAUAUUAAUAAUGAAAAGUUAUGGACCAGGAAGAAAUUUUUGUUUUUGUUCUCUGAAUGAAAACUUUAUGAAGAAAUGAAUGUAUAAGUGAUGAAUGAAAGUAAACCCUGCAUAUGUAACAUUAGAGUAGUCUUUUCAACAAUCUUAUUAAAAUGCAUAGUUUUUACUGGUGUUAAAGACUGAUAAAAGCAAUUUGCAAAAUUGUAUUCAAGGGUAAAGAUAAUAAAUGGUAACCAUCACUUAAGAGAACAACAGCUUUCUUAAGUACUUUUGAAUAUUUGAGUAUUUUCCCCUUCUAAAUGUAUCAAAACUAUUACCAUUACAAAAAAGAACCUAAUAUGUCCUUGAAAAAGGAAUGGAUAUUUUUCUUGUUUUUAAUGCUAUAUGGGGUAGCCACACUGGCUUUUGAUGUUUCGAUCAAAUGCUUCCCUAUGGGCCUGCUUCCAUUUGAAAGUGAUUUGGCUAAAACCGAUUAGCAAGGCAGGAUGUCUAUACCUUUAAGGAAGUGUGCUUUUAGAUCUCUGGUUAAGGACCCAAAAAGAGAGCUGAAAAGAAUAUUGUGAUCCUGACUGGGGAAAUAGGUCUGGUGAUGACCCUGGGUAUUGUUGACAGAGCUAAUUGGAGCAGGCAUGACUGUCUCACGCAGUGUCUUUUUUUUUCUUUUUUUAAGAAGGGUGCAUUGUAUUAUAGGACUAUAAAUUACAAUCAUGGGCAGUGUUUUAUAAAAUACUGCUUUUAUCAGUUUUGUAUAAAUGUAAGAUGAUUUUUUGACACUGUUCAUUUUAACUAGGAAAAUUACUUGUGUUGUAUAUCACAGUAACUUUUAAUUAGAGGAGAUCCAACUAACUGUUGAAAGUACUUGAUGUAUUAUACUGUAUAUAUUUCUAUUUGACCUUGGUUCUAGCUGUUUUAUAUGAUUGACAUGCUAACUAUUUAAGUGAUAUAUUUCCCAUGACUUUGGAAAGUUUUACUGUAUGUAAAUAAGAGUUCCAAUAAAUAAAGAUUUUAUUUCA